Molecule: messenger RNA, 468 nt
Organism: Sphenostylis stenocarpa
Lineage: Eukaryota; Viridiplantae; Streptophyta; Magnoliopsida; Fabales; Fabaceae
Source: the annotation of a GenBank genome assembly
AUGGCAGAAGCAUAUCUAAACUACACAACCACAAUGGACAAUGAAGGUGAUGAGUCAUCGCAAAAGUAUAUUUCAUUUUUGGAAAAUGAUGAGUGUCGUAUUUUCAGUGAUUUUGACAUGAACUCUGUUGUAAAAGAAUUGGAGGUCGAUGGUCCAGUGGAUCCUGCAGAAUUGUCAUGGAAAGAAAGCAUCACUACCAUUCUAAGCAAUUUUUCAUCUUUGGAAGUGAACGCUGGCUUCGACAUGACAAGUCUCACACAACAUACUUCUCCUCAGAAACCAAAGUCUUGUAUUCUGUCCUUUGAGGAUUCCACUUCAGUGCCAAUUGAUGCCAACAAAACAUGCCAUGAACAUGCAAAGCAAACACAAGAAAAAAAGCCACACAAUAGAAAACCCCUCAAGAGGAAAAGAACCCCUUCUAAGACAUAUGAUCACAUAAUGGCUGAGAGAAAAAGAGAGAGAAUAUGA